Molecule: messenger RNA, 1277 nt
Organism: Anarrhichthys ocellatus (wolf-eel)
Lineage: Eukaryota; Metazoa; Chordata; Actinopteri; Perciformes; Anarhichadidae
Gene: slc13a1
Product: solute carrier family 13 member 1
Exons: 5
Coding region: 753-1025 (90 amino acids)
Biological process (GO): sulfate transmembrane transport; sodium ion transport
Cellular component (GO): plasma membrane
Molecular function (GO): sodium:sulfate symporter activity
Source: RefSeq, a predicted model, not a curated record
UUUGAAUCAACAACGUGAUCUGUAACUGCUGAACAGAAACAAUCUUAAAAGUAUAUCACGUAACAUGAACUACUUGUACAGGUGAACACAUCACCGUUCAGAGUGAGUUCUACUGACCUCGAACACCCAGGAUCCGGUCUCAGGUCUGUACUCCAGGAAGCGAGCUCCCUGUUUGCGCGAUGCUUUCUCCAGCCGGCCCUCGUAGUUCAUCUCGGUGAGACGCUCGGGGCUCCGGAUCUGAGUGCAGGCCGUCUUGUCGUUUGGCCAAACGCCGUCCAGAGUCACCUCGGCUCGCCUGCGACCACACGGAGUGGAAACAAGGAACCGGAUCAGGACAGGAAGCGAAUAGACGGCGUUACAUCUGUAGACAAAACCACCGUCCCUCACCUGUUUAGCCCCUCCCCCUCCAGAGGCUUGUUGUUGUCAUCCGGGUACACGAUGACCUCUUUGCAUCUGAAGUGCACGAUCUCGUCGAGGUUCAGCGCCGUCACGUUCACCUCGCCGGGGAAGAAGAUGGAGCCGUAGCCUGUGAGGGCCAGUCGGAGCCGAGCGGUGAGACACUCGCGCUUUAACCUCUCACACGUUGAGAAGAUUUCAUUAAACUUCGAUGUUGUGAGCGGACGUUACCUUUCCUGCCGACGUCACUCGGGCUUCAUCACUGACGCCACGUGGCUCUGCUGCUGGGCCUCCUCUUCUUCAUCGUACCGGCCUACUGACCGUCCAGAAAAUACCGUAAAUGCACGAGAUAGGCCAUGAUCUCCUGGCAGGAGUUCCAGGCCUCCAUGCUGUGGAGAGUGGCCCUGCUGGUCGGUGGAGGCUUCGCACUUGCUGAGGGCACAAAGGCUGAGGCCAUCCACGUCAACCCGCUGUACGUCCUGAUCCCCACCACCCUCUGCACAUCCUUCUCCUUCCUGCUGCCCGUGUCCAACCCGCCCAAUGCUGUCGUGUUCGCCUACGGACACAUCAGCAUCGUGGACAUGGUGAAGGCGGGGCUUGGCGUCAACGUGAUCGGCGUCCUCCUUUAGCUCCUAGUUUUGGUUUUGCGGCACAUUUCCCGUCUGGUUCAGUCUCCAACGAGCUCUGACGAAGCCACUUUGCAUCCUCUACUCAAACCAGACCUGAGGGUGAAUAUUAGACUGAAAUUCAUCAGAUGUUACCGUGGAGCCCACACUGUCACUACCUCAAGAAAUAUAAUCAGAUUUUUGGGAAAACCAACAAGGUAUUUUAAGGAGAAGCAGACAGAACGGUCCAGUGUGUGUUUGAAGGAUGUCAAACUG